CGAAUACAAAAUUCAAUUCUCUUUCUAAGCCCGUCGUCGUCGUUUUGGGUUUUCAUUCUCCGAUGGAAGCCACCACCGAUACCCCAAACCCUAACCCGAGCCCAAGGAUUCUCCUCCCCUUGUCCUCUUCCCCCCCUGUGGCCCACCAUCGACGGUCCUCUUGGUCUAUCGGAGGAAGAAUCCGUCAGCUACGCCCGUCGGUUCUACAAGUUCGGUUUUGCUCUGCUUCCGUUGCUUUGGGCCGUCAACUGCUUCUACUUCUGGCCCGCUCUCCGCAACUCCCGCUCUUUCCCUCUCAUCCACCACUACGUUCUCAGAUCCGCCGUCGGAUUCGCCGUGUUCACUGCUCUGCUCUCGUCGUGGGCCCUUACCUUUGGGAUCGGAGGAGAGCGUCUGUUCGGGCAUGUCUGGGAUGAGCUGGUCAUGUAUAACCUUGCUGAUAGGCUUGGACUCACCGGAUGGAGCUAAAACCCUAAUGUAUGCAUGCCUUCUACCCUCAGCAAUUUGAUCAUGUAAUUUUGGUUUGAUCAUGUUUGUGUAUAUUGUUGGAUCAUCUUAAGCUAGUCGGAAUACGAAUUCGAUUUCAAAGUGUUGAGAUUAUUUACAUUAUGCUAUUCAUUUGAAAGUUCAAAUUACAGCUUAAGGUCCUAUUGUUU
Molecule: messenger RNA, 656 nt
Organism: Fragaria vesca subsp. vesca
Lineage: Eukaryota; Viridiplantae; Streptophyta; Magnoliopsida; Rosales; Rosaceae
Product: probable gamma-secretase subunit PEN-2-like
Exons: 1
Cellular component (GO): gamma-secretase complex
Source: RefSeq, a predicted model, not a curated record